UUGAUCAUUCCCACGGUUAAAUUGGUCUACCACGGUCCCGAACAAAUCAAUAUUAUAAAUUUAAAAACAUGCUCUAGUCUCCUCUGCAACUACUCUCUCUUAGCAAUCGAUCGGUCUAGCAAUGGAAGUAGUAGCUUCUUCCUCUUCUUCUAAACCAUUCCGCACUCCCACCAAAGUGAAGACCAAGUAUGAUGUUUUCAUCAGCUUUAGAGGUGAGGAUACUCGCUAUGGUUUCACAGGCCAUCUUUAUGAUGCUCUGCGCAACAAAAAAGUUGAGGCAUACUUAGACGAGGUCACUCUCAGGAGAGGAGACCAAAUCUCACCUGCGCUUCUUCAAGCAAUUCGGCAAUCCAAGAUCUCGGUGAUCGUUUUCUCGGAAAAUUAUGCUGACUCCCCAUGGUGUUUGGACGAGCUCGUGAGAAUUAUGGAAUGCAAGGAGAUUCAUGGGCAGAAAGUGGUUCCCGUUUUUUACCAUGUUGAUCCUUCGUGUGUGAGGAAUCAAAAGGGGACUUACGAAGCUGCCUUUGUUGAGCUUGAACAGCGAUUUAAAGAUAAGAUGGAGAAGGUGCAGGCAUGGAGGACUGCUUUGACUAAAGCUGCCAAUUUGUCUGGCUGGAAUACUCAUCAGAUCAGGUCUGAAUCCAUAUUGAUCAAAACAUUAGUUGAAGACAUUAUCAAUAAAUUGAAGUCUAUGUUUUCUUCAAGUGGUUUUUUGGAAGAGCUAGCUGGAAUAAAUAGACGCACGGAGCAAGUUGAAUCCAUGUUGUGCCUUGACUCAUCUAGUGAUCGGGUCGUAGUGGUUGGCCUUUGGGGAAUGGGGGGUAUAGGCAAGACAACCCUUGCUCGAGCUGUGUUUCAGAAGAUUUCUCAUCAUUUUGAAGGUUGUUGCUUUCUUUCAAAUGUUAGAGAAGAAUGGGACAAUGGACGAAAAAAAUAUGAGUUACAAAAUAAGCUUUUCUCAGAAUUAUUGGAUGAAGAAAGUAAAAUUACAAAAAUGCUAUCCAUUUUUGACAGAAAUAGACUCCUUUCCAAGAAGGUUCUCAUAGUUCUUGAUGAUGCCAAUGAUCCAGAGCAAUUAGAAUUUUUUACUGGAGAUGGUGAAUGGUUUGGGCUGGGUAGUCGAAUCAUCAUAACAACAAGAGAUGUUCAAUUGCUGAAGAAUCGAGCUGAUGAAAUAUACAAAGUUGAGGGAUUCAGUUUUAAUGAAGCUUUCCAACAUUUUCAAAAGAAUGCUUUAAGAAGAAACAUUCCAAUAGCUGAGUUUACAGAACUAUCAAUCAGGGCAGUAAAGUAUGCAGAUGGCAUUCCACUAGCUCUUCAAGUACUGAUGGGUACCCUAUUUAGUAAUAAAAGCAAAGAGAAAUGGAAAAGUGUGCUAGAUGACUUAAAAUAUUCCCCCAAUGAAAAAAUUCAUAAUGUGCUGAAGAUAAGUUACGAUGGUCUAACUGAAAAAGAAAAAGAUGUCUUUCUUGAUAUUGCAUGCUUUUUCAAAGGAAAUGAUAGAAGUUAUGUAGAAGGAAUAUUAAAAGGUUAUGAUUCCGUUGUUGGCAUGAGAAUAGAUAAUCUGAUUGAUAAGUCUCUCAUAACUAUUGAGAAAGACAGCAAUUUGCUUUCGAUGCAUGAUUUGGUACAAGAAAUGUGUUGGCAAAUUGUUUUCCAUCAAUCCAUUAAAGAGCCUGGAAAGCGUAGUAGAUUGUGGACUCCUCAAGAUGUUUAUCAUGUCUUCAAAAAUAAUAAAGUCUCAGCUAUGGUUGAAGGAAUAUUCUUGGAUGUCUCUAAGAUUAAAAGAUUAAAUUUGAGCCCUGCUGUGUUUUUGGAGGCAAACAAUCUCAGAUUACUCAAAAUUCAUAGUUCUAAUGGAAUCAACAAUAACAAAUUAUGUUUCCCUGAAGGUCUUCAUUCUCUUCCUGAUGCACUAAGGCUUUUGUACUGGGAGGAGUAUCCAUUCAAAACUUUGCCAUUAAGUUUUGAUCCUGAGAAGCUUGUUAAACUUGUUAUGCCAAACAGCCAUGUUGAGCAACUUUGGGAUGGAGUCCAGCCUUUACCGAACUUGAAGGUUAUUGAUCUCAGAUACUCUAAGAGCCUGACCUGUAUUCCAGAUCUGUCUCAAGCUCCUAACCUUGAAAUGAUAUAUCUCGAUUAUUGCAUAAAUUUGCUCCCUGUUACAUCACAAUUUCAAAAUCUUGAAAAGCUCAUUGAGUUGGAUAUGAAUUAUUGUGCAAAGCAAAGAAGUCCUCCCAACUUAAGGUCUGUUGAAACUCUUGAACUUAGGGGAUGGCAGAAUCUUACAAAUAUUCCAGAAUUAAAGGAAAAUAUGGCUCACUUAGACUUAAGUGAGACUGCAAUAGAAGAAUUGCCUUCAUCUAUUAGUUCCUUGGACGAACUCUUUGAAUUAAAACUUGAGAACUGUAAAGGCCUUAGGAGUCUUCCUGCAAGCAUUUGCCAGUCGCAAUACUUGACUGAACUUAAUCUAUCUGGCUGCUCAUCUCUUGAAAAUUUACCAGAUCUUCCAAGGACUCUAUGCUAUUUAGAUGUGAGUGGAACAUCGAUAGACCAACUGCCCACAUCAAUUGAAUCUCUUCCUUAUCUCUUGAACAUUUAUUUAAGGGAUUGCAAAAGGCUUCAAAGUCUGCCAACAUGCAUUUACAAGUUAAAGGAACUUAGAAGGCUUAAUCUAUAUGGUUGCUCGAAAUUUGAUAACUUCCCGGACAUUUUAGUGCCUAUGAAGAAGCUAUAUUACCUUAAUUUAUAUGGAACUGCAAUUAAGGAGCUACCUUCAUCAGUUAAAAAUCUACCAAAUCUUGGGGAGUUAAACUUAGGAAUGUGUGAAAAUCUCCAGUUUCUCCCACAUUGUGUCUGUACUAAAUUCCUGGAUCUUUGUGGUUAUUCACAGCUUAUAAAGUGGCCUAUCCCCACAGAUGGAUUCAGCUCUUUGUCUAGCCUUUCUUUGUACAAUUGCAAAGCAUUAGAAUUUCCAGAUUGGCUCGGCUGCUUAUCCUCCCUGGAAAAUUUAUAUCUGAGUGGGAAAUUUGUUAAUGAGAUACCUGCUAGCAUCAAACAACUUUCUAAGUUGAAGCAUCUAGGCAUAAGCUAUUGGAAGAACCUUAGAUCGUUGCCUGAGCUUCCAUUUUGUCUAAACAUUCUAAAUGCACGAGGUUGCACAUCAUUAGAGACUCUAUCACUUUCGAGGAUCGAACUUACAAAACCUAAUGUCCAACCUCAGCUUGAAAGAGAUCAGCUCCUCUUAUUUUUUAAUUGCCUAAAGUUGGACCAGAACACAUGCAACACCAUUAUAGCUGAUGGGCAGCUUAGAAUAAUUUACAUGGCAAGCCGAAUAUUGUCAACUCAAACCUGUCACUAUGAUCGCUAUGCUUGUAUUUGCUAUCCUGGCAACGAAAUUCCAGAGUGGUUCAACUAUAUUGCAGAUUCUUCAGAGAUUGUCCAACUUCCUUUGAAUUGGCAAAAAUCCAACUUCUUGGGUUUUGCUGUAUGCUUUGUAGCUGAAUUUGACGAGUACAAUCAUUCUCAUGGAGGUUUAAGAAUUCUAUUUGAGUUUCAAGCGAAGACCAAGUCAGGUGAAUGUCACAAAUCCAGAUCUAUUUUGGAGAUAGGUCGUUAUAAUUAUGAGAAGGCGGCAAGUAGAAUAAAAAAUGACAUUGUUAAUUCAGAUCAUGUAUUCAUGUUGUACGAGUACAAAAGCUUUCUUGCUUGUCAAGAAAUAGAAGAAGCUCAUAACAUGAAUGGAGUUUCAUUUUCAAUAUGUCCAAUAGGUGAAGAUGAUGUAACACCUAUUCAUUCGUGUAGAGUGAAAACAUGUGGUAUCCGCUUGCUGUAUGUUGAAGAAGCUCAGGAAUUUGGUCUCCUAACUAAACCUGAUUAUGGCCGGACUUCAAAAGUAGCAGAAGAAGAUGAUGAUAGUUCUACUUCUAUAGACUUGUCUAAAUUAUCUGAUUCCACUGUAGAAGAAGAAGAUGUUGAUGGGUUCUUUGGCGAUUUUAGAUCCAAGGAUUGUGAAAAUAAAAUCAGAGAUUCUCAUGAACCGAGUGAAAUUACAAAAGAUGAUGAAUCAAACAUAAGUGAUUUAGACGACUCUGCUUUGAAAAAGGAAGAUUGUGAUACACCAAGUACAAUUACAGCUGCUAUAGAUUAUGUUGAAGAAGGAGAGGGUUCUCUUAGCUUAAACUGGUUCGAACCAAUAAGUAGAUGCCAUGCAACUCUUAACAGUGCCUCUACUGAUGUAAAAGAGAACGAGCAAGAACCAACUGAAAGUGAAAUAACACCCAACUCUGCUGCAGAAGAACAUGAAGAAGAUGUGAAACCAAGCAAAAGUGGGUCUAUGGACUCUAUUGAAGCUAACAAUGAGGAUCGAAAUUCAUUUUCAAAUGGUUGCUUACUAUUUCUCUCCCAUAUUAAAGGUAUUUGCAAGUGGUUUUUCGGGAAUAAAUCUGGUAAUGAGCUUAAUCAAGAAACAUCAUCUUCAUCUGGAUCAGUACAUGAGCGACUUCAGGCUCUAGAGGUUACAAUACAACAUCUUCAGUCAGAGAACACUAAGUUGCGAGAUCAGAACCAUCAGCUUUCACAGCAGUAUUUGCAGAUGCCAGCAGCUAUACCUAAAUCACCACUACUUGAAUCAUCAUCUCCAUUUUCAAUGCAGUUACCUGACCAGAACAUACAAAUCUUGCAGUAUUACCCGCAAAUGGCACCAGCAGAUCAGAAUAUAUUGUACUAUCCACAAACUGUGAUGACGAUUCUGCCUCCUAGAUUUCCUGCACAUCCAUUUGUUCAGAACCAGCAUAUGUCUCAGCAUCCGCAAAUGAUGAUGUCAAGGCCACUUCUUGGAUUUUCUUCUGGAAUUCCCACGAACCAGGCUAAUCAUCAACGCCCUUCAUCAUCAUCUCAACAAUAGUGGAAGGUAAAAUCCUUUGUUUGGAAAAUUUGUAAGUUCUGACUGCCCUGCUACCUGCUGCUGUUUGUUUCAAUAGAGAGAGGUGGAGAGGUGAGUCGUUUGUGACUUGUUUAGUAGAUGUUUAAAUCAAUUUUCAUGUUCUGUUUGCUUAGUAAAGAGGUCUGGAGGUGUUACGAGGGAUGUCCAAUGUUUUUAUGAGUGUGGAUUAGCAAUUGUUGUUCCAUAGAUUUCAAAUUGUAUGAAACUUGGGCUUUAAAAGUGUACUUUUGAGCUUGACUUUAUCUGCUUUGUAAUGCCUGUUAAAAGUGUUUGGGUGAACCAGUUAAAUUUGGCUCAUAUAAAGAACUUUUACUUGUACUAUUCAGAUGCAAAAGUUAAAGCUUUGUGAAGCAGAUUGACAGAUUC
Molecule: messenger RNA, 5311 nt
Organism: Humulus lupulus (European hop)
Lineage: Eukaryota; Viridiplantae; Streptophyta; Magnoliopsida; Rosales; Cannabaceae
Product: disease resistance-like protein DSC1
Exons: 7
Coding region: 122-4906 (1594 amino acids)
Biological process (GO): defense response; signal transduction
Molecular function (GO): ADP binding
Source: RefSeq, a predicted model, not a curated record